GCGCCGCGCGGCCGGAGCGGCCAUGGUGGUGCCGGUGGCGGAGCCGGCCCGGGCCGGGCCCCGGCUGGGGGUGGCGCUGGGGCUGGCGGCGGGGGCCGGCCUCUGCCUCGGCGUCCUCUGGGUCAUCCGCCGCCGCUCCAGGGAGGCGGCGGGGCCGCCCACCCGCGGCCCGGCGGUGCCCGAUGGAGCCGCGGCCAGCCCCGCGCUGCUCCGGCAGGACGAGCAGCUGGAGCUGCUGGAGCGCCUGGACUUCGUGGUGAGCAACGUGGCCGAGCUGAGGAAGGAGGUGGAGGAGCUGCGGAACAGCCUGCAGGACCUGGCCGUGGAGAUCGUGGGGGAAGUCAGGACGCACCUGGAAGAAACCCAGCGUGUGGCUCGCCGGAGGAAGUUCCCCUUCGCCAGGGAGAGAAGUGACUCCACAGGCUCCAGCUCCAUUUAUUUCACAGCCAGCUCAAGGAAUCCCAACACAGACGAUGGAGAGAGUGAAGGGGGUUACACCACGGCCAACGCCGAGUCCGACUACGAGCGGGAGUCGGAGCGGGAGUCGGAGCGGGAGAGCGAGGACGAAGUGAGCUGUGACACCGUGAGGACCAUGCGCAGGGACUCGCUGGAACUGCUCCCCGAGGGUGACAGCUGUGACACCAUGAGGACCAUGCACAGGGACUCGCUGGAGCUGCUCCCCGAGGGUGACAGCUGUGACACCAUGCACAGGGACUCGCUGGAGCUGCUCCCCGAGGGUGACAGCUGUGACACCGUGCACAGGGACUCCCUGGAGCUGCUCCCUGAGGGUGACAGCUGUGACACCGUGCACACGGACUCCCUAGAGCUGCUCCCCGAGGAUGAGAGCCCUCAGCUGCCCGAGGCCUCGCUGGAGGAGGGGCUGGGGCAGCUCCUGGAGCAGGCUGACCGCCUGCACAGCGGCGAUGAGCAGGACAGGAGAGAGGGCUUCCAGCUGCUCCUCAACAACAAGCUGGUGUACGCGGGGCAGCGGGAGUUCCUGUGGCGCCUGGCGCGGGCGCACUGCGACAUGUGGGAGCUGACGGAGGACAAGGACGAGAGGAAGUCCUAUGCCACAGGGGGGAAGGAAGAGCUGGAACUUGCCUUGCAGAAAUGGGAUCAAAGUGCUGAGUGCCACCAGUGGUUUGCCAUCCUUUGUGGGCAGGUGUCGGAGCAGGAGAGCAUUCCCAAGCGCAUCCAGGCUGGCUAUGUUUUCAAGGAACACAUUGACAAAGCCAUUGCCCUGAAGCCACAGGACCCACAGCUCUACUACCUGCUGGGCAGGUGGUGUUACCAGGUUGCCCACCUGGGCUGGCUGGAGAAGAGGACGGUGUCGGCGCUGUUCGAGGCGCCCCUGACGGCCACGGUGCAGGACGCGCUCCAGAACUUCCUGAGGGUCGAGGAGCUGAGCCCAGGGUUUUCCAAAGCAGGAAGAGUUUACAUUGCCAAGUGCUACAGGGACCUCGGGAACGCCUCGGCGGCGGUGCUGUGGAUGGACCUCGCCGCGGAGCUGCCAGGCUACACCAAAGAGGAUGCAGAAAGCGAGAAGGAGCUUGAGGAGAUGCGCUCAGUCCGUGAGGAAUAAUUUUGGAAAAACUCAUCCCACUGCAGAGACAGUAAAAUUCCAAAUGGAUUUCAUGAUCCUGACAGUUCCAAGUACACUUCAUGGAUAAACAACAAGACCUUACAGGAAAACACCCAGCAGCACAUCUGGAAAACAUCUUGGCAUUAACGGGAUAAAACAGUGAUUUAUUUUCCUUUGCAGAGCACUGCAUGUGUUUGAUUUUAGGAUCCCUAAAAAUGUUACAUUCCUGAAAAUAGGGGGGAAUGUGGGGGUUUAUAGGUAGAGUUUGUGAUAUAGAAACAUUUGUGGUUAUAUAUAUGUGUGUAUAUAUAUAUAUGGCAGAUAUAUGUGAGAUAGAUACUUUGUGAUAUAAAUAUGUAUUAUAUAUUUUUAUAUGUGUGUGUAUAAAUAUAUAUAUAUAUUUAUUUAUUUAUAUAUAUAUAUGCACAUAUAUAUUUUAUAUCACACUCUCUACCUGUCAGAAAUCCUUGCUGGUGAGCUCCCAAUUGAUUCCUGAGGAAAAGUUGAGCCAAAUUUUUUUCCAGUUGUAUUUGUAUUGUCUUUUCCAUACUCCUUAAUGGAAUCAGUUGUAAGAA
Molecule: messenger RNA, 2157 nt
Organism: Motacilla alba alba
Lineage: Eukaryota; Metazoa; Chordata; Aves; Passeriformes; Motacillidae
Gene: RMDN3
Product: regulator of microtubule dynamics 3
Exons: 12
Coding region: 23-1582 (519 amino acids)
Cellular component (GO): cytoplasm; mitotic spindle pole; spindle microtubule
Molecular function (GO): microtubule binding
Source: RefSeq, a predicted model, not a curated record